AUCCGGGUUAUCAAGCCCCGCCUUCUCUGUGUCACGAGUAAUGAUUGUUGCCAUUCUAUGCGCUUAUAAUUUCUGAGAGGAGAGGAGCUCUUUACCGCAUCAGUACAUCACAGACAUGUCUUACGGAAUGAUGGACAGCUGUCACUCACAGCCGAGAGAUUUCAACAACCUCACGCAGACAUGCAGCUCAAACAUCCAGAAAAUCACACAAAACACUGGCCAAAUUAAAAGCAUGUUGUUCCAACUGGGUACCAGACCUGAUACACCAGAGCUUCAGGACAGACUACAGCAGAUGCAGCAUUACACAAACCAGUUGGCAAAAGAGACCAACAGACACCUGAAAGACCUGGGCUCUUUACCUCAGCCGCAGUCCCCUUCAGAACAGCGGCAGCAGAGAAUUCAGAAAGACCGUCUGAUGCACAACUUCUCAGCCGCCCUCAACAACUUCCAAGUGGUCCAGCGUCGAGCAGCAGAGAGGGAGCGUGAGUCCGUGGCACGGGCACGAGGGGGCUCUAGAUUUUUGGUUGAUGAGAGCAAUCAAGAUGAACAGCUCGUGACAUUUGAAAAAAAUGAAGGGUGGAGAAUACAGACAGAGGAGGAGCCAUUCACAGAAGAAGACCUGGAUCUUAUUAAAGAGAGAGAGACCAACAUCCGUCAGCUGGAGUCAGAUAUUAUGGACGUGAACCAGAUCUUCAAGGACCUGGCGGUAAUGAUCCAUGACCAAGGUGACAUGAUAGACAGCAUUGAAGCAAAUGUGGAGAGUGCUGAGGUGCAUGUGGAGAGAGGAGCUGAACAACUCCACCAGGCGGCGUACCAUCAGAGGAAGUCCCGCAAGAGGAUGUGUAUUCUGGCUCUUGUCCUGUCGCUAAUGGUGACCAUCUUUGCUAUAAUUAUUUGGCAAGCAAUCAGAUAAGCUGAAGAGAGAAGAAUCUGUAUGCUCAGUGUUAAGUGAACAAUUACAGAUUGUGUGUGCAUGUGUGUGUUGGUACAUACUGUAUAGCUAUGAAAAAAUGACUUUAAAUUCUCCAUGAACAGCUCCUAAAAUAUGAUCUCAAUUUUACCCAAGACAUAAAAAAUAUAGUCUUACAGUAUUUAACAGUGAAAACACACAACAUUUUCCAUUGCUGCUUACCUUCUCUUUCUUACCACUCCUUGUAAGUGUCUUUACGCUUGUGUCAGUUCACCCCGAUUCUGAAAAUAUUUUCUUUUAGACAUUUUUGAUUCAGUUUUCUGUUUAAGUUGUAGCUAAAAAAAACAUUAUGUAUUUGGUCAUUGUCAGGAGCACAAUCCCAUUGAAAUUCUAUAGUGUGAUCUAAUUAAGACCAUCCCAAAAAUAUGCAAAAACUGGAAAAGUUUAUCUACAGGAACAAUCCAAAAUAUCUCCCAAUUACUGUACAGCUACAACCCAAGUGUUUUGUUAAAGAUGUUGCUUAUAAAGCAUGUUUAGCCCGUUACUAAAUAUAUAGUGAUGAUAUUAAAAAAAAAUCCACAUCUUGUUUUUUCACAAAGUAGUCAAAAAUAAUCACAAAGAAUGAAAGAACAAUGAUUGUUCGAACCAUUUGGCACUUAAGAUUGUGUGUUUUUGUUUGAAAAAAUGGAUCAGAACCCACUUCAGGAGCUAUUCAUGCAGAAAUAGAGAUCAUUUUAUAAUGUGUUCAAUGUUUUCACCAAAUCUGCACAUAAAAUGAAUAUUGCUGCUGAGAGCAGAGAACAGUUUACUUCCUUGAAAUGUUUGUCCAUGAACUAUCCUGGCUGGAACAUAAAAAAGCAUGUUACCAAACACUUGCAUGAAUGUAUUUCCUUAUACAAUUUGUAUUUUGUUGCUGCAGGUCAAGAUCAUCUUUUUAACUAAUUAUGCAAAAAGCCAUUUAUUUUUUUUAAAGUCAAAGAAACUUAAAUAUUGCACAGUGUUUUGAUUCGCACAUGAAAAUUAUAUGUCUAAGUGGUACUUUAUAUUUUAAGUUUUAAUACAUUGUUUUAUUGCUCAUUAUCUUCAGAUUUAUUUCAACUGAUCAGUGAGAAAUUAUUGUUUAUGCUCUUGCUUAACACAUUCCAUGGAAUCUUUAAAAAAGCAGAAACAAAAUAAAUGUACUGUCUAA
Myxocyprinus asiaticus (Chinese sucker) is the source of this 2099-nucleotide messenger RNA. Its product is annotated as syntaxin-12-like. Gene Ontology annotation, molecular function: SNARE binding; SNAP receptor activity. The coding region runs from base 116 to 913 and encodes 265 amino acids. Gene Ontology annotation, cellular component: synaptic vesicle; synaptic vesicle membrane; endomembrane system. The record is from RefSeq and is a predicted model, not a curated record. Gene Ontology annotation, biological process: intracellular protein transport; vesicle-mediated transport; vesicle fusion. NCBI's taxonomy places the organism in Eukaryota, Metazoa, Chordata, Actinopteri, Cypriniformes, Catostomidae. The transcript has 10 exons.